Closterium sp. Naga37s-1 is the source of this 849-nucleotide messenger RNA. The record is from the annotation of a GenBank genome assembly. Lineage: Eukaryota; Viridiplantae; Streptophyta; Zygnematophyceae; Desmidiales; Closteriaceae.
AUGCACACACAGAACCUGUCACCCGCGCUGGACCUGUCAGCGUACGAGGGGUUGGAGGUGCGCGUGCGCGGCGACGGGCAGCGCUACAAGCUCAUCCUGCGCACCACUGCAGCGUGGGACGCCCUGGGCUACACUGCCAGCUUCGACACCCUCGCUGGCACCUGGCACACCGUCCGCCUGCCCUUCUACUCCUUCGCUCCUGUCUUCCGAGCGCGCACUGUGCCUGGAGCCCCCCCCCUCGACACCUCCAAUAUUGCUUCACUGCAGCUCAUGCUCAGCAAGUUUGAGUACGACGGCCGCCUCAACCCUUCCUUCACGCCUGGUCCCUUCACCCUGCCACUCACGUCCAUCGCUGCCUAUCCAUCAGACCCCUCGCCACUUCCCAGGAUAGUGCACGUGGGGUCAGCGGGGGUGACGCGCCCCAAGCGCCCGGGGCUGGACCUGUCGCGGCAGCCGCCAGCAGUGCGCAUGAACGAUGAGCUGGGGGGCAUCCUCACGUGGAAGCUGCGUGGGGAGGACCUCGUGCGCGGCAGCGGGCUGCCCUUCACCGUGGUGCGCCCGUGUGCCCUCACGGAGGAGCCGGUGGGCGCGCCUCUGCUCUUUGACCAGGGCGACAACAUCACGGGCAAGAUUGGAAGGGCGGAAGUGGCUCGGAUCUGUGUGGAGGCUCUGUCAUCACCUGCGGCUGCCAACAAAACAUUUGAGGUGAAGAGCACUGUGCCGUUCAGUGAGCCAUUCACCGUGGACCCCAGCAACCCACCCACUCCAUGCGACACUCAGCCUUUCUUCGCAGCACUGCAGCCGGGUAUCACUGGGAAAGAGCUGCUGGAGGAGAACGUCUCUGCGUGA